Tachysurus vachellii is the source of this 2786-nucleotide messenger RNA. RefSeq names its product guanine nucleotide binding protein (G protein), alpha 13a (gene gna13a). NCBI's taxonomy places the organism in Eukaryota, Metazoa, Chordata, Actinopteri, Siluriformes, Bagridae. Gene Ontology annotation, cellular component: heterotrimeric G-protein complex; brush border membrane. Gene Ontology annotation, molecular function: D5 dopamine receptor binding; GTPase activity; G-protein beta/gamma-subunit complex binding. Gene Ontology annotation, biological process: Rho protein signal transduction; adenylate cyclase-activating G protein-coupled receptor signaling pathway. The coding region runs from base 1 to 1131 and encodes 376 amino acids. The transcript has 4 exons. The record is from RefSeq and is a predicted model, not a curated record.
AUGGCUGAUUUCCUGCCCUCCCGGACGGCGGUAGUUUGUAUCCCUAGUUGUCUGUUGUCCAGCAACGAAAUCGAGCAGCAGAGGAAAUCUAAAGAAAUAGACAGAUGUAUUAAUCGAGAGAAGACGUACGUGAAGCGACUGGUUAAGAUAUUAUUGCUCGGAGCUGGUGAAAGCGGCAAGUCAACUUUCCUGAAGCAAAUGCGCAUAAUUCACGGGCAGGACUUCGAUCAGCGGGCCAAAGAAGAGUUCCGGGCUACAAUCUACAGCAAUGUUAUCAAAGGAAUCCGAGUGCUGGUAGAUGCCAGAGAGAAGCUGCACAUCCCAUGGGGAGACUCCUCUAACCAGACACAUGGGGAGGUCGUGAUGGGCUUCGACACUCGUUCAGCCAUGAUGUCUCAGGGAAUUGUAGAGACCAAAGUCUUCCUGCAUUAUCUGCCCUCCAUUCACACCCUGUGGGCUGACAGUGGCAUCCAGAGCGCCUAUGACCGGAGAAGAGAGUUCCAGUUGGGUGAAUCAGUUAAAUAUUUCCUGGACAGCUUGGAUAGAAUUGGAGAACCGGAUUACCUACCAACACAACAGGACAUACUUCUGGCACGAAAGCCUACGAAGGGCAUCCAUGAGUAUGACUUUGAGAUCAAGAAUGUUCCGUUUAAGAUGGUGGAUGUGGGCGGUCAGCGGUCAGAGCGUCGUAGAUGGUUUGAGUGCUUUGACUGUGUCACAUCUGUGCUCUUCUUGGCAUCAUCUAGCGAGUUCGACCAGGUUCUAAUGGAGGAUCGUCAGACCAACAGGCUCAUGGAGUCGCUCAACAUAUUUGACACCAUCGUCAACAACCGUGUGUUUUCUAAAGCAUCCAUCAUUCUUUUUCUCAAUAAGACAGACCUGCUGGAGGAGAAAGUAAAGACUGUGUCAAUCGCUGACUAUUUCCCUGACUUCACUGGAGAGCCUCAUGAUCUGGCUGAUGUACAAAAGUUCCUGGUGGAAUGUUUCCGCAGUAAGCGACGUGAGCAGCAGGUGAAACCCUUCUACCAUCACUUCACCACGGCCAUUAACACAGAGAACAUCCGCCUCGUCUUCCGAGAUGUUAAAGACACAAUCUUGCAUGAAAAUCUGAAGCAGCUUAUGUUACAAUGAGAGACAUGCCUUAUCGCUUAAAAUCAUUCCACUUUUAAUGAGAUUUUAAUUAUGCAAGUGAAUCAGAGAAGAUGCUGAAAAAUACACCUACGCCUCUAAUUUUAAUCACAGUUUCAGUGUCCCUUUCAAUCCAUUUAUCUGAGUCACUUGUCUGUUUUACUGCUGUCAUUGCCACUUUUAAAUUUUUAUUUAAAAUUUAAGAUGUCUAAAUAUAACACCGUCCUGUAUGGUGAUUUAACUGAAAACAAGGCAUCUCCUGAUAUCGUAUUUUCCACUAACCACCAACAGUUUUAGAGCUGGAGCUUCCCUCUGAUGUAACAGAGAUUACAUUUUCUUCUAAUCCAACAAAACCCUCACCUACAGCUUACAGGUUUUUUUUUUCCUGUUGCGUUUAUAUUUAGCAAGCACAACUUUCUCACCUGUAUGCAUGAGCAGUUGUGGAUUAAGGACCUUUCUCAUUUGAACUCAUGAUAUCAGAUGUCCAAUGUCUUUCCAAUGGGCUACCAACACCACCUGAACAUAAAACUGAAUUUAUAUGAUUUUAUUUACUUUUUUUUUUUUUUUUUAAAUAAUAUGCCUUAAAGCAAAGUGGUUGUUGUUGUUAUUAUUCCACACUCCAAGACGCAUGAUGACUGCUGAGACUCAGGGGCUGUAAAUAUGAAUUACAGACACAUUAUUGAUGAGUGGCCUUCCCCGAUUGAGAUAAUUGGGAUCCCUGUUCUCCAUUUCAGGAUUCAGCACAUCCUGUAAUACCCCGCUUUAAAAAAACACCAUAUCAAUGUACUCGGAUUAUGCAGUAAAUGUAGUGACCCUAUUUUUAAGGUACCUGUGUUUGUAGAACUAUUGUCUUUGUUCCUUAUUAAAAGGAAAAGACCUUUUUAAUUAAAUGUUUUCUUGUUCUACAGAAAUUAUGUUGUAUAGAUCCCUUGUCUGUAGGGUGUUUUUUUUAUUUUGUUUUCGGUUAUUAAUUAAACCAUUGUUUGGUCAUAUUUCACUUUCUCCUUACCAUUUAGAGUGAAGUGCAGCCAUCAUUAUGUAUGAAAUCUCAGUUUAUCAGAAUUAAUUUACCAAAAGUAAGAUAAAUGUGUACAUAUGCAUUCAAUGCAGAGGCUAAAUUAACCUUAUGCCCAAACUAAUGAAUAGGCUAACGUUAACAGUUAUCAGGGUUUUUGGUGUGUGUGUGUGGGGAUUUUGUUGUCCUUUCCUGUUUUUCAUAAUGUCUUCCAACGUUCAAAACGAUUCAGUUUUCUCCUUAAACUCCUCAAAGACAGCCUUGUGCACUAUGUAAUUAAUAUCUCAGGUGUUGUCUCAGUUUGUCUCAGUUCACUGGCAGUGGCACAGAGAAAGUCCUUUACAACUAUGUUGGCUUCAGCCAUAUGUGACUGAGAAUUCUGGCUUUGUGUAGUGCUUACCCGGUUAUAUGCAUAUUAAAUUAAUUCUAUGGUUUAAAACUUGGCUUUGUUUAUCACCAUCCUGUAAUCUGACUUGUGAUGAUAUAUGUUUCAUAAUCUGCGAUUGGUGUUUAAGCUCACCAACAGAAUUUGCUUUAGUGUUUAGACAGGAUAUGACCCUUGUACAGUAUCAAUUUCAUAAUUUUCAGGUUUUUUUUGUAUAACUUUCUUUGGUACAUUAAAUCCACCUAUUUUACAAAGAUA